This is a messenger RNA of Acyrthosiphon pisum (pea aphid), 626 nucleotides long. Its product is annotated as E3 ubiquitin-protein ligase Smurf1-like. Gene Ontology annotation, molecular function: ubiquitin protein ligase activity. Gene Ontology annotation, biological process: negative regulation of BMP signaling pathway; protein ubiquitination; proteasome-mediated ubiquitin-dependent protein catabolic process. The record is from RefSeq and is a predicted model, not a curated record. Gene Ontology annotation, cellular component: cytoplasm. The annotation marks the transcript as partial. The transcript has 2 exons. NCBI's taxonomy places the organism in Eukaryota, Metazoa, Arthropoda, Insecta, Hemiptera, Aphididae.
GAGUAGAUCCUGAAUUACAUCGUAGUCUCACAUAUAUAUUGGAAAAUAAACUUGAUAAAGAUAUAAUUGAUACUACUUUUGCGGUCGAAGAAAGUAGCUCUGGUGUAUUAAAAUUGCAUGAGCUCAAAACUGGUGGACAAAAUAUUCAGCUCACAGAAGAUAAUAAAAAAGAAUAUGUCGAGUAUGUUAAUGGAUGGUUACCUUUGUAUAUUAUGUUAAUAUUUAAUAGUAUAAUACAAACUACAAUUUAAAUGUAUUUAGAUUAUACGUUACGUACAAAUUUAUGAGAAGAAUUGAACAACAGUUUUUGGCAUUGCAAAAAGGCUUAACUGAAGUAGUUCCUGGAACAUUGCUAGAGCCUUUUGAUGAACGUGAGAUUGAAUUAAUUAUCAGUGGUAUUGACACUAUUGAUAUUGAAGAUUGGAAGCGUAAUACUAAGCUCGAAGUGAUUAUUUUUUUAUACUUAAAAAUCUAACAGUUAAAAAUAGUCUCAAAUUAAUAUUAUUUCAUAUUUUAUAUUCAGCAUUGUGAAUCAGAUAUGCCUGUGGUGAAAUGGUUUUGGGAAAUAAUUGAACAAGACUAUAGUCAAGAAAUGCGUGUCAGGCUGUUAAAAUUUGUCACUGGAA